GUCUGCGCAUGUGCGGAGGCCGGCCGCGGCAGCCGGUACGCGGGCGGCUGGGGAGUGGGGAGCUGGGGAGUACUUCCAGUCUUACCAUCAGCUGGAUUUUCUUCAUAUUCCUCUGCUGCUUUUAAGCUGGGAUCAUUUUAUUUCUUGUCCCUGCACCUCAAAUGGGACAUGCAUGUUUAGGUGACUAACUACAGGAACAUCAAAAUGCCUAAUCUUGAACAUCCAGCGUACCCAGCAGCUACACUACUUCACUUAGAAAGUUUGGUGCCAUGUCGAGAAUCCCAAGUGUCCAUGUUGCUGUCAAUAUUUGGAGAGCGUCAGCAGUUUAGUUUUCCAUCCAUCUUUAUCUAUGGACAUACAUCUAGUGGUAAGACCUAUGUGACACAGACUCUUCUAAACACCUUACAGCUUCCUCAUGUGUUUGUGAACUGUGUGGAAUACUUUACUUCACGACUUCUUUUAGAAGAAAUUCUAAUCCAGUUGCAAAACUGUUCUUCUGAGACAGAACAGAUUUCUCAUGUGCCUUGUGAUAAUUUCAAUGACUUUGUACGUCUCUUUAAACAAGCUGUUGCGAGUCAAGAGCUUGAAGAUCAAACAUUAUACAUUGUACUGGAUAGAGCAGAGCAGCUGAGGGAAAUGGAAGCAAACAUCCUGCCAGCUUUUCUUAGGCUUCAAGAGUUGAGUGACAGAAAUGUGACAGUUGUUCUGCUCAGUGAAAUAGUAUGGGAACUGUUCCGUCCAAAUACUGGAUGCUUUGAGCCAUUCACCUUGUAUUUUCCUGAUUACAGCAUAGGACACCUGCAGAAGAUCUUGUCUCAGAAUCAUCCCCCAGAAUAUUCUGCGGAUUUCUAUGCUGCAUAUAUCAAUAUUCUGCUUGGUGUCUUCUACAUGGUCUGUAGGGACCUGAAGGAACUUCAGCAUCUGGCAGCGCUCAAUUUUUCUAAAUACUGUGAACCAGUGGUCAGUGGAGAAGCAAAUGAACGUGACACCCGCAAACUCUGGAAAAAUAUAGAACCUCAUUUGAAGAAGGCAAUGCAGACUGUUUAUCUCCGGGAAAUAUCCAGUUCACAGUGGGAGCGCUUACAGCGUGAGGAUGGAGAACCUGGGCAGUUGAAAGGACUUUCUGCACAUACGCAUGUGGAACUUCCUUACUACUCCAAAUUUCUUCUAAUAGCUGCUUAUCUUGCCUCCUACAAUCCUGUCAGAACAGAUAAGAGGUUCUUUCUUAAGCAUCAUGGGAAAAUUAGAAAGACCAACUUUAUGAAGAAACAUGAGAAGACCAGUAAUCACCUCCUUGGGCCAAAGCCAUUUCCCCUGGACAGAUUGUUAGCGAUAUUAUAUAGUAUUGUGGACAACAGAGUUGCUCCAACUGCAAAUAUAUUUUCCCAGAUCACGUCUCUUGUGACUCUCCAACUGUUAACCGUGGUUGGCCAUAACGACCAGCUUGAUGGACCACGAUAUAAAUGUACUGUAUCUCUGGACUUCAUCAGAGCUAUUGCCCGGACCGUGAACUUCGACAUAAUAAAGUACUUGUACGAUUUCUUGUGAAAACAAGCUUCACAGCCAUAUGGACACUGUGACAAUGACUAAGGCAAGCUGUGUUCAUCUCUCUACUUAGCUGGCCAGAAAGAAGAGUAUUUUGGCUCUUUUGGAUUUGUCCAAACAGGUGCUGGCCCAGCAUGGAACCUGAUGAAAAUACUCUGAUUGGUCUGGGUGGAUCUGAGCAGAGGACUAUUUACCAGGGACCCUGGAGUAUUUGGAAGCAAUGUGUUAAUUAUAAACAGCAGGGUUUGAGCACAAUCUGUUCUACUCUUAAUGAUGUUAUCUUAACACUGAAAUUGCCUGAAACCCAUUUACUUAGGACUGCAUUUUGCUCUAUGAACUCUCCCCAGUGCUUUGAACGUGGCAGCAGCCCUUGUUUGUAUGCCCAGUCUUUUCACUUCCUCUCCACAGGAAUCUUUGCAAUUGCCUGCCAAAGCAGCUUUUCCUGAGGCCACCAUUUUAGGGAGAGCAGAGUAGCAAAAUAUAACAAACAUAAGAACAUAUUUAAAAUCAAGCUGGUAUAAAUCCUUCUUUCUCUUCAGUCAUAUGUAGGCAGACUGUUAUACUGUUAUAUGGAGAUCACGAUGAUAGGAAACUCCCAGUUAAUCACCAUACUGUCUUUUUUCAGACCAUUCAUAAAUGUCGACUAUGAAUUUAUUUUUACAAAGCUUUAUUUUAAAAACUCAUUGAUUCUUAAAGUUCCAUCCCGAUGUCAAACUUGCAGGAUUUUAUUUUUGUUUAAACGUUUUACAGUCCUUUUACACUCAUCCAGUACAUAUAAAGCCGUUUGGAAUGAAUGUACUUUAAGCUGCACGCUGUGUAGUGGCUUUUGUAACAAGUGUCUGUCCUGUAGAGAAGGAUGGCACAGCUGCCUUUCCAUCAGAAAAGGAGAAAUUCAACAGGUAUCUCUGCUGUAUUCCUGCAGCAGAUCCCCAAAAGAAGCAGAAUAGUGGAUAAUGAAUGUGGUGUUAUAAAAGUUCAGUUUUGGAAAUACAUGAUGGAAUGAAUACACUGCAAUUGCAUUUGUCUCCGGUUUACAAGUAGAGGAUUCCCAACUGCCACUACUUUUAUGGGGUUUUACAAUCCCCUGGUCCAGUUUGUGAUUAUUGUCUUCAUGGAUCUGAAGACUUCUGUCACCCUCUUCAAAACUCCAGAUCCCACAGCCUGUUACUCAGAUAUUUUACUCCUGAAUGCUGGCCUUUGACUGUUUGACCAUGUCCUGUGUUGACUGUUAUGUUUUUUUCCAAGGAAAAAAUCAUCAUUCUUUCCCUCCCUUGUUCUGUUAUUGGAGAUGGUCAAAUACUCUGAAUCGGUGCAGCUUUUUCUCCUCCCUCCCUGCCCCCAAUUGUGAUUGUGUAGCCAGGCUCCUGGAUUCAGACCCAAAUGAAUGAGUUCCAGGUAAAUCUAAGCGACAAAAGCAUCUUUCUGGCCAAGCUGUCGCUUCCCUCCUCAGGAGAGUGUGAAAGGGCAGCAAUGAGUCAUCUCCGUGAUCCCUUUUCCUUCCUACCGCUGAGCUGAAUCAAACCCUGCACCUGUCCAUGAGGUGGCAACAUUUGUCACACUUGCUGAAGUGCUUGGAUGCAAAUACAUGACCUGUUUCACAAUGUUUACUACCUGCUUUUGUUUUUUCUAAUAAAAAUGUACAUAAGGUGAACUUGGUGCUAAACUUUACAGUGUCUUCCCCCUUUGGAGCUAGUGCUGGGCUGAGCUCAGCUUUUGUGAAUCUGCUCUAUGACUACCUAGGGCUGAAAUUUGGAGAAGAAAGGAGGUUUGAGGUGUUCAUACAUAAAGUAGUCCAUCAUAAGUUUUUGUGACAUCUGAUCUGGAUUAGAAUUUGAUAUAUGAAACAGGAUAGGACUGAUUUAUUAAGUGCUACAACUCUUGAGUCACAACACAUCCAAAACUCUGUAGCCAACCUUCUCUACAGCUUUCAGCAAGGUGGGGCAGGGCAAUACUGCUGGGGAGGGACGGUGCCAGCUUUUGAAUCGCCUGCUUCAUGGUAGUCGGGAUGGCUGAAAACUUUAGAACCAAGCAAGCAGUAGGAAGAAGCUCUUCUUUGGGAAUCUUUGCUACCAACAGCAAGUUGUGAAUAGUACCGUGCUUCCACUUAAACUUCAUGAAAAUAUCACAAAUACUCAAAAAUAGUUCGAGAUAGACACAUCAAGAGAAUACAAGGUUAGCAUAGAAGACAGCUUUACCAGUAGCCCCAUGAGUAUAUGGAUCACAAUAAAUUUGGUCAUAUUAGAGACAUUUUCAGGCAACAUAUAUAUCUGAUUUCCUAUGGGAAUAAAAUUAAUAGGAUUCUUACCAGUGGGCCUAGUACAUGGCCAUUUCAGGAACAUUUCUAAUGCUGCUUAUGAUGGGGGUUGAGUAGAGAUGAGAUGCAGAUUCAAAGGUUUCAAAUAGAAAAAGAAGAACCAAGCAUAAUGGUCUUUUGCUCUAGCAUAAUAGCAAAUUGGCCCAAGCUCAGGAUUGUAUGGUUAAAUUAAUUCCAGAAUCUUAGUUUUUCAACAGUAUGGAUCCAUAAACACACAUAGUUACUUGUAACAGUACUUAAUGAAAUGCACCGUAGUGCUUGUUUUAAUGUUAAAAUUCAAUUGGUUAUUAGAAAUGAGCUCAUAAAUAUGGAUAAUUUUUUUUUUCACAGUUGCCAUAGCUUUUCUAGAAAUAUCAAGACCAGAGCCAGUUCAAGACUUAAUUGCCUAUAGCUGCUAGACAGGCAGCUGUGGAUGGAAAUACAGAUGGAAUAUAGAUGGAAAGGGCUAUAUAUUUCAGAAGUGAUGUUUAGUAUAGGUCUUGGCAAUGUUUGGAUGAUGAACAAAAUCAGUCAUGUAAGUUCUAGAUUGGGUUGCAGCUGGAAAAAACAUCCCUUUUGCAUUGUGUCAAAUGUGCUCCCUUGGUUGUGCCCCUUUUCAGUAACCCCCAUCGCUCCCACAUAGCAGACCAGACCCUCAGAACUACCCAGCCCUAAAUUUGGAGCACAAAGCAUAGAAGACAUGAAAUAAAGAUGAUAGAAAAUAAGCACUGACACAACUUGGUGCUGCUGCUAUUUUUUUCAAUGCGAUUUCUUCUAUACUGGCCUGAUGAUCAUUUCCAGUGUAAAUCCAGAGGACAAGGAUACAAUUUUUUGUGGGAUGUAGUGAAUUUGAUUGAAAUGAAGUUAACUGGAGAAGGAGUAGUUACUGAGGAUCCGUUAGACAGAAUCACUGUCCUUACAUUGAAUGCACUUUUGCGACCUUUUGGAAGGACUCCUAUCAGUGAUAGAAAAUUUGAAGCUGAAUCAGCAGAGUAUGAGAAUGAACAAGGUGACUGAAGUGCGGAUGAUUGAUGUUGGCUAUAACUAUGUUGAUGAUGAAUAGUAGGAUUUAUUCUGACAAACUAGAAAUAUUUCUAUAUAUCCAUGUCAAUGAGUUUAUAAAUUACUGCUGAGUUUCUUACUAGCUACCCUAGCAAUACUCUGUUCUCAUCAUGGAUGAGAUCUGGCCUCGUUUAGCCUCCCUGGGGACAGGAUUUCACCCCUUCUACAGGUGGUUUUAAAAACCGUGCAAAAGAUGCAGAGCAAGGCAGUUGUUUGACUAAUCAGAAAUCCCUCAGUACUUUAGUGCAGCAGUGUGUAUUUAAAAAAUAACAGAUUUCUUCUUUCAUAAUUCCUGAGACACAAAGCAUUAUAAUACUGUAAAAAUGACAGACUUACAGUGCCUGUCUCCAGUGGCUGAUCCAGACAUCAACAGGAGCUGGGGCUUGUUCUUACAAUAAGAAAGUAAUGGAGAAAGAAAUGCAGCUAACAUACAGUUGGAAAGAAAUUAGUGCCCUUGAAUAGCUCUGACUUCGUCAACAGCUGCAUUUUCAUACAUACAGCAUGGACAUUUUCUUUUUUGGCAGUGAUUUACCUUACUCUGGUUCUCCCAGAACCUGCUACUUCUACCAUAAUAAUUCCCCGAGCUAUUGUGUCUGGCUUUGUGCGAGUUAAAAGAAGCGUAUUGGUUAUUUGAGUGCUUUCUAAGUUCUGGUGCUUCUGUACACCAUUAUUUACACAUGUGAGAAUAUAUCCAUUGUUACCAUUGGUUAAAUUUUUCCAGUACCCACCAAGUAAUUUUGCCACGACCGUUCAGGUGCUAUCUGCUCCCUUCGUAACUGGAAGAACCGUCCAUGCCAGGAGAAUAGCGUGAAAGACAGGAUUCCCAGCAGGAACGCAGGAGAUAUUACAUGUCUGUGACCUUGGAGCAAAACGUACACAGCUGAAUCUCCAAGGAUUAGAUAUUCCCUCUGCACUCGUGUUGGCAGAGAUGGCAGGGAAGAGUGAGAAACAGCAGGUUCUUGAGGGUUGCCUGGAGGUCGGCAUACUGUCUGGUUUAGCCCAGAUAAUUUUGAAACAGAAGAUUUACUCCAUCCAGGAAUAAAUGCUACCUGAAGUGACAGUAACCUCUCCAGUUUUCUCAACGACAGAACAGCAUAACUUACAAAAGAGCCUGAUCAUUGCUAGUAAAUAUGCAUUGGAAUAAAGAUACAACUUGAUUAGCAAGUCUAAUCGUAUACAAUACUAAAUUUUUUUGUGUUCGUAGAUGCCGGAAUGGCUUCACUAGAAUAUUGGAUGGGAGAUUAAUAGCAAAAACUGCAUGUUUUUUAUGUCAGCUUCUGUGUGACGUGUCUUUUACUGUGAACAGGCAGAUGUGUAUAAACUGUACAAUACUCAGAGAUAAACAUGGAGUAAGUUAAGUUUUACUUUUUGAUUCUUUAUUUUUGUGUGUGUUUAUUGAAACUAUUUAAAAAAAACAACCUGAAACCAAUACAGAAAUAGUUUGUGUAUGCCAGCAGAGUUGAAAUCACAGGUAUACAACCGUUAUCAUGAAGAUUGCCUGAAAACUAUACAUGGGGAUGUCUUUAAAAAGCAACACCUUAAUAGCAGUGUCUGUACCAGAACAGAAAGUUGAAAAACACCAUACUUGCUUGUUAUUUGACAUUGGCCACAUAUUUCUACAUGGCUGAUAUAUUGAAUAUAUUAGAUAACCAUGGAUUUGUAUAUACAAUACUGUAUAUAG
This is a messenger RNA of Chroicocephalus ridibundus (black-headed gull), 6581 nucleotides long. RefSeq names its product origin recognition complex subunit 5 (gene ORC5). The transcript has 16 exons. The record is from RefSeq and is a predicted model, not a curated record. Gene Ontology annotation, cellular component: nuclear origin of replication recognition complex; nucleus. Gene Ontology annotation, biological process: DNA replication initiation; DNA replication. Bases 205 to 1548 code for a protein of 447 amino acids. Gene Ontology annotation, molecular function: DNA replication origin binding. Lineage: Eukaryota; Metazoa; Chordata; Aves; Charadriiformes; Laridae.